AAGUCAGGGCCAUGUGUGUUGUGGAACGUCGCCUUCCACCGACAUGACGUUCAAAUUCACAGCCAUCACGCGGCCACCACCCACAACAGGGCCCUGAACUCACUCGUUGUCGUCAGCGUCUUCUCCGGCAGCAGCUGUCCCUUCAGCGUCCUAACAGGACUGUCUGCAUACGUAGUAGCGCUUGGUUCCCGUAUACUCUGUACUGGACGUAGAGCGAGCAGCCAUCGUUCAAAGUCUUCUCACCGGUCGUUAUUCAGCGCGUACGUUCCACUCCCGACGUCUUGCAAUCCCGCCGGCCGUAUAUCGGCACCACAGACCGCAAGGGCAUCUACCUAGACACCAGGCGCUGGCGCCCACUAGGGAAUCGUAGAUAGAAAACCAACCUCUCUACCACACCUACCAACUUCGACAUAACCACUUCGAGUAAAGGGUGAUGCCAUUCGAGGCCGGCCCGGCCUCCCUCCCGUCCCCGGACGCUUCGCCGUCGACGGAGCCGUUGGAACUUCCAGCGGCGCUGAAGGGUGAUGAGCGGAGUGCGGGGAUGUUUAUGGGUGAGAAUGGCCCCGACAAUAUGGCAGAAGUGGAUGAGGACGCACAACAGAACCAAUCCCUCCAUCUCUCGCACAUCUUCGUAACAUGGAUAUUCGGCGUCUUCCUCGUCACCGCCUUCUUCGCCGUCCCCGUCUCCCUCCUCUUCUUUCCGCUAGCCGCUGUAGCCGCCGUACCCAUCGUCACGUCCGCCACCGUCUGUUUCUACUCGACAAAGAUCGUGUACAUGGGUCUCAGGAGGGUCGCAAGGCGGUUAGGGUUCGGCCGGAAAAAGACCAAAAGCGAUGCCGCCGCGAAGAAAGAUGAUACCCUCGGCGAGUACAAGAUGCAGUAUUACCUGAGCGAUGACGCGGCAGAAACGGGUGAUGACGAGGUCUUGAUGUCCGAUGUCGACGCGAUGAGCGAUUCUUCAGCUGGAGCUGGCGUGCAUACCACGCAACGAUACCCACAUCCGCAGCAACAGCUGCAAACGCACUCCAGCAAUGGAAGUCUGAAUGCCGCCGUUAACAACGCGUUCUACACACAUUCUAAUUUCUCCAAGCCGGAUUUGGGGUUGCAGCAACGGAAGCCGCUGCCGCAGUUGUCGAGACACGGGUCGUUGCGGUACUCGUUGAGUCCGAAUGCGCAGGGGGAGGAGAUGCCGCAGGAGCCGGGGUCGCGGUUGUCGUGGCAUGGGGGGAGUUCGACGGCGCCGACGCUUGAGCGACGCUACUCGCACUCAGAGCGCAAAAACUCGCUCUCAAGUCUCGUCUCCCCCAUCCACAGCUCCCCAUCCCACCAGCAAUACCCAAGCUCCUACCAACACCCAACGCACGCGCACGCACACUCAUACCCGCAACACCAGCACCAACACGCCCAGCCGCACCCCCAACACCAUCCUCCACAUUCCCAACAACAACAACACGCCGCCCUUCCUCCACCAAUGCCACCAACCCCCGAACCCAAAAUCGCCGUCCGCCACCUUCGCCAAGGCGACGAGCACUUCAUCCGGAUCUGCCGCGAUCUCCUCCGAUCAGCCGCACACUCCUCCAAAAAAGAAAAGGCCGAUUCACAUAUCCCCUCCGAUGACACGGAUGGAACGGAAGAUGAGGAUGAUGACGAUGGGAUCGUGUUCCCGCGAGUGGGACCGGAUGAGGAGAACGACCACCAUAUAUUGUCGUAUUGGAGGGCGGAGACGGGGCGGAAUCGCGACAGUGCGAAUUUGGGGACGAGGGAUUUGGUUGGGUUUAUCGAGUAUUUCCACCCCCUAACAGAUCCAACCCACAUCUGCAUCGACAAACUCUACGUGAACAAUCUCUACGAAGGCCGCGGCUUCUCCCGCCGCCUCAUCCAGGAACUGCAUCGCCUGCCGCGCAUCCAGACUGUCCAGGUCUGGUCUCUGUGGCAUACGGAGGGGUUUUAUAAGGAGCAUGGGUAUGUUGAUGUGCCGGAUGCGAGCCAUGUGGGAGAUCAGGAUGCGGAUGGGGAGGGGCAGGUGGUCCCAAGGGUGAAGGCGGAUUGGGGCCCGCUGCUGGUGUGGGUGAGGCCGCCGGUGCCGAGGGGGGAUGUGGGAGACGGGGGAGGGGGCAAUGCGAGGGCGACGAGGGAGGAGAAGAAAGGGUGGAGGAUGAGUGUGGUUGGGGAUGGGGCGUAUCGGUUUUAGGCAAAUGGGACAUUGGGAUGGACUUUCUUCGCGAGCGAGGAUGAGGGCCCCCUGCGUGAGACGCUUUUCCUUAGUGCUCAGCGAUUUGUAGCCACCGAUGGUUGUGUAUUCUUGAACAUUCUUCUCUUGUUUUUCUGCCUGGCAGGGUCGUUGUGCAGUAUGUAAAUGGUUUUAUGUAGAGUAAGAUCUAGAUCUUAUGAAUAUGGGUG
Molecule: messenger RNA, 2400 nt
Organism: Fimicolochytrium jonesii
Lineage: Eukaryota; Fungi; Chytridiomycota; Chytridiomycetes; Spizellomycetales; Powellomycetaceae
Exons: 5
Coding region: 434-2191 (585 amino acids)
Source: RefSeq, a predicted model, not a curated record